Pisolithus orientalis is the source of this 1264-nucleotide messenger RNA. RefSeq lists its product as uncharacterized. NCBI's taxonomy places the organism in Eukaryota, Fungi, Basidiomycota, Agaricomycetes, Boletales, Pisolithaceae. The transcript has 5 exons. Gene Ontology annotation, biological process: phosphatidylinositol phosphate biosynthetic process; sulfate assimilation. The record is from RefSeq and is a predicted model, not a curated record. The coding region runs from base 41 to 1156 and encodes 371 amino acids. Gene Ontology annotation, molecular function: 3'(2'),5'-bisphosphate nucleotidase activity.
GUCGACGUCGGACGAUAGGAAAUUUUAACAUGCAUGACACAUGAUGUCGUUUCGUGCGCUGACUGUGAGGUCCCGUCGCCUCACCACAGAUAUGUCUCUUCAAUACGCUAUUGAAAAGCAAGUCGCCCUCGCCGCAGUCCGCCGCGCAUGCGCACUUACCUCUGCGGUUUUCAACAAACUCGUCAAGCAGGAGACCCUUACGAAAGAUGACAAAUCCCCUGUAACAGUCGCCGAUUACUCUGCUCAGGCAGUCGUGAACACUAUACUUGGUCAUGCCUUUCCCACCGAUCCCAUCGUUGGAGAAGAAGAUGCGAACGAUUUGCGUCGGGAAGAAGCAGACAAACUCAGGAACAGGAUAGUCGAACUCGCUAACGAAGCCCUCACUGCUGACUUAGGCAUCGGUGACAUCGCUGAGUGGGGCAUUGGUCCUGGCCAAGAACGAACGCUGGAGGAGCUCCUUGAUGCCAUUGACCGUGGGAAUGACCAAGGCGGUCGUGUCGGACGUAGAUGGACCCUCGAUCCCAUUGAUGGAACGAAGGGAUUUUUACGUGGUGGUCAAUAUGCCGUAUGCCUCGCAUUGAUAGUUGAUGGCGACGUUAAACUCGGCAUUAUCGGCUGCCCAAACCUUCCCGUGAAGAGUGAAGAACCAGAAGGUCAGAAGGGCUGCAUCUUUGCAGCUGUCAAGGGUCAGGGGGUUGAGCAGAUGACCAUAAGCGGGGCAAAUCCUACACCAAUCGUCAUACCUCCCGUGGCACCGGGGAUGCUUAACCUCUUAGAGUCCGUUGAAGCUGCACAUGCUGACCUGUCUUUCAACGAGCGAGUAUCGGAACUCCUAGGUAUCACUCGACCACCUACACAGAUGGACAGUCAAGCCAAGUAUGGUUGUUUGGUGCGUGGGGACGGAGGUGUGUACUUGCGAAUGCCGACCAAAGCAGGGUACCGAGAGAAGAUUUGGGACCACGCAUCGGGGUCACUGCUUGUUCAAGAAGCCGGAGGGCUUAUUACUAAUUCGCUUGGACAGCCUCUUGACUUUGGCCUUGGUAGGACUCUGGGAGCGAACUAUGGGAUUGUAGCUGCAGGGAAAGACGUUCAUGCACUGGUACUUGCUGCUGUCCAGAAGGCACGAGCCGAGGAAUUGGAGAAAGCAAAAGCUUGAUGAAAGAGGCGUCUUUCAAUUCGACGAAAUUAUCAUUGCAGUACGCCAGACAAGAAUGUAUAGACUACUAGUUGUAUUUUCCUCGCACAUUUAGGGGAAAGCGGUUGU